Messenger RNA from Aspergillus aculeatus ATCC 16872, 918 nucleotides. Its product is annotated as SDR family NAD(P)-dependent oxidoreductase. The coding region runs from base 1 to 918 and encodes 305 amino acids. The transcript has 2 exons. Gene Ontology annotation, molecular function: oxidoreductase activity, acting on the CH-OH group of donors, NAD or NADP as acceptor. NCBI's taxonomy places the organism in Eukaryota, Fungi, Ascomycota, Eurotiomycetes, Eurotiales, Aspergillaceae. The record is from RefSeq and is a predicted model, not a curated record.
AUGUCUGGCAUUCUCGCAGGCAAACUCGCCAUCAUCACCGGCGGAUCGCGGGGCAUCGGCGAAGCGAUCGCGCACAACCUCGCGCGCAAAGGCUGCUCCCUCCUCCUCAACUACACCUCAGACUCGUCACGGGCGCGCACCGAGUCACUCUGCGCCCAGCUGGCGCGCGAGCACUCGAUCCGCUGCGUGCCCGUGCAAGCCGACCUGUCCGACCCGGCGCCGGCCAUCGAGCGCAUCCUCAGCGUCGCCAAGGCCGAGUUCUCCACCUCCUCCUCCUCCUCCUCCUCUUCUACGCAGCAGCAACUGACGAUCGACAUCCUCAUCAACAACGCCGGCGUCAGCAAGGACCGGUUCCUCAACGACGCGACCAAAGGCGCCAUCGACGCCGACUACUUCAACUGGCACUACACGAUCAACGUCCUAGCCCCGCUCCUCCUCACCCAAGCCGUGGCCCCCUACCUCCCGCGCACUCCCCCCCGCGCCGGCCGCAUCGUCAACAUCUCCUCCAUCUCGUCGGCGCUGGGGUUCACAGGCCAGAGCGUGUACGGCGGCACCAAGGCGGCGCUAGAGGCGAUGACGCGCACGUGGGCGCGCGAGCUGGCCGAUGUCGCGACGGUCAAUGCCGUCAACCCCGGCCCCGUCAUCGGGGAUAUGUACUUCGCCACGGGCGAGGCGUUCUGGCAGCAGAUGCAGGGGUUCCAGGAUAACACGCCGGGGAGCAAGAUGGUCGAGGACGAUCCGCUGCUGGGCCAGUUGACGGAGGAGCAGAAGCAACUCAUUAAAGAGAAAAUGGGCGGCCGGCGGCCCGGGUUUACGGCCGAGGUUGCCGGCGUGGUGGGGAUGUUGUGCUCCGAGGAUGCGGGGUGGUGUACGGGGAGUGUGGUGUGUGCGAAUGGGGGGUUGCGCUUCACUACCUGA